AUGGAUUGCAGAACGAAGAGGCAUAAUGGGAACAAGAUUGUGAGGGUCAAGCUUAUCAUUAGUCAUUGGCAGGCCCGAAGACCCGAACUGGCCAGGCAGACCGAAGAUCUGAACGGGUCAGGCAGGCCCGAAGACCUGAAUGGGCCAAGCGGGCUUGAAGACCCGAACUGGCCAGGCAGGUCCAAAGAUCCAAAUGGGUCAAGCGGGCCCGAAGACCCGAACGGGCCAAGCGGACCCGGUGACCAAAACCUGUCAGGCAAACCUAAUGACCAAAAUAGGUCAGGUGGGCCCAAAGACCCGAACGUGCCAAAUGGGCCCAAAGAACUGAACGGGCCAAACGGGGUCGAAGAACAAAAUCGGCUAGGUGGGCCUGAUGACCCGAACGGGCACGCUGGGCCCGAUUACCCAAUGAGCCCAGCGGGCCCGAAGACUUAG
Molecule: messenger RNA, 435 nt
Organism: Vigna unguiculata (cowpea)
Lineage: Eukaryota; Viridiplantae; Streptophyta; Magnoliopsida; Fabales; Fabaceae
Source: RefSeq, a predicted model, not a curated record